AAUUUCUACGUGGAAUUGUUUUUGUGUAAUAGCAGAGUGAAUAGUGUAUUAUUACAACUUUACUUUAUAAAAACAUUAAGAAAAAAUACAUGCCAAAAUGACACUAUUGUUUCGGAUCUCAUAUAUCUACAUAUUACUCUGGAAUACAUUAACUUCAAAUGGGUUGGUAGAAGAUUAUAAUAACCAUCGAAAUGAAAUUAAUAUUGCCGAGGAUGAUAUUGGAUCGUUUCCAUUUCUGAUGCCUUCAGUUUCUCCAAAAACUCCGGAUCUUUACCUGUGUACCCCCAUCAAAGUUGAUCCAACUACCUCAUAUUAUAUUGUUGGAUAUAGGCCCAAUGCAACCAUGAAUACAGCUCACCAUAUGUUACUUUAUGGAUGUGGCGAACCAGGCACAACUAAAAUGACGUGGAAUUGCGGUGAAAUGGCCAAGUCAACUGAGGAAGAAACAGCUAGUCCAUGCGGUCCCCAUUCACACUCACAAAUUUUGUACGCCUGGGCAAGAGAUGCACCAAAGUUAGAUUUACCACCAGGAGUUGGUUUUAAGGUUGGAAAGGACUCGCCAACAAAAUAUUUGGUACUACAAGUGCAUUAUGCUCAUGUGGACAAAUUCAAAUCUGGAGGAACAGAUGAUUCCGGCAUAUUUUUACAUUACACAGAGCGACCCUUAAGGAAAUUAGCCGGAACACUACUUUUGGGCACUGAUGGAAUUAUUCCACCGAUGAAAACUGAGCAUAUGGAAGCUGCUUGCGAAAUAACUGAGAAUAAAACAAUACAUCCAUUUGCUUACCGGACACACACUCAUGGAUUAGGCAAAGUAGUGUCGGGGUAUAGAGUGCGGGCAAAUGCUCAAGGCGUUCAGGAAUGGAUGCUUCUUGGAAAGAGAGACCCACUAACACCACAAAUGUUUUAUAAUGUGGAAAAUCCUUUGCCAAUAUCAACUGGAGACUAUGUCGCUGCAAGAUGUACUAUGAAGAGCACUCGCCACCGUAUAACAGAAAUCGGGCCAACAGGUGAAGAUGAAAUGUGCAAUUUUUAUCUUAUGUACUACGUAGAUGGUGCAGAGCCUCUAAAUAUGAAAUACUGCUUUAGCCAAGGUGCGCCUAAUUAUUAUUGGUCAAAUCCAGAUUCCGGCCUACACAAUAUUCCACAUAUCGAAGCCAGCACUUUGUAAAUCUCCAAACGUAUCUCAAAUACAACUGUAAAAAAAAA
This is a messenger RNA of Drosophila busckii, 1209 nucleotides long. It is a transcript of the gene Phm, whose product is annotated as peptidylglycine alpha-hydroxylating monooxygenase. Gene Ontology annotation, cellular component: extracellular region; membrane. The record is from RefSeq and is a predicted model, not a curated record. Gene Ontology annotation, molecular function: copper ion binding; oxidoreductase activity, acting on paired donors, with incorporation or reduction of molecular oxygen, reduced ascorbate as one donor, and incorporation of one atom of oxygen. Gene Ontology annotation, biological process: peptide metabolic process. Bases 98 to 1171 code for a protein of 357 amino acids. Lineage: Eukaryota; Metazoa; Arthropoda; Insecta; Diptera; Drosophilidae. The transcript has 8 exons.